Molecule: messenger RNA, 1115 nt
Organism: Leguminivora glycinivorella
Lineage: Eukaryota; Metazoa; Arthropoda; Insecta; Lepidoptera; Tortricidae
Product: salivary glue protein Sgs-3-like
Exons: 4
Coding region: 97-1071 (324 amino acids)
Source: RefSeq, a predicted model, not a curated record
CGGUAAUCGGGAUUUUAUAUUUUAAUUUAUAUCGAUAUUGGUUGGUACUGAUUGCUAAGUUAAUUAAAAUAUCCAUAUACCGUGACGAGAAGGGACAUGAAAAGCCGCUAUGCCACUAUAGUUAUGAUGACCGUAACUCUAGCAUACAGUGCCCCCAUUGAAUACGAGUAUGUCUCCCUGGAAGUAACUUCGAGCAAACCAAUCGAGCGACGAAACGACAAUGCUCCCUGUUGCCAAUCAGGGUCGCCAAGCUGCUGCCCUUAUGACUAUGAUGACGCAUGUGAGACGGCUAAGAACAGGACGCUGUGUGGGUACAAUAAAAACCAGAAGAAAUCAGAUGAAAUGACAAACGUAUCGAUAUACGGUCUUCCUUGUCGGGUAAACGAUGAUCGUCUCGAAUGCGGAUAUAACGGGCCUUACAUAACUGAUCGGAUACCAAAUAUUCAAACCAAUACUCCCCCACCAAUAAAUAACAAUCAUAAACAAAAUAACCAAAACCAAGACUGUUGUAAUUGUUGUAACAAAGAAACUACUAAAGCCGCUGAUUGUAUAACAACAGAAAUUCCUACAACAUCAACAACAACUAAACCAACUGAUCCGACACCUAACAUUCAACCAAUACAUAAUCCUCAAAAUAACCAAGACUGUUGUGAUUGUUGUAACCAAGAACCUAGUACAGUGGAUGAUUGCACAACAACAACAUUGCCUACAACAACAACAACAACGCCAACAACAACAACAGCAACGCCUACAAAAACAAAAAAACCUAUAACAACACCUACGCCUACAACAACACCAACAACAGAAGCCACUACUGUAACGACUAUAAAAACUACAGCGUCCACCACCAGCACUAGCUCGACUACUACAACAACCACAACUAGUACCACCACCCCAAAACCUAUCACCACCAUUGAAUACGAACAAAGCACAAAGAUCAGGAAGUUGGAUUUCACUGUCACAAAGAAAGCUACAUCAUGCGCGACCGUGGAGGAGAGAUGUGUUAUCAUCUACGAUAGUCCCUGCAUACCGGAGCAACCUUGUGGGCAGGUUGAUAUUAGUGACGAAUAGAAAGCAAGCUUCAACAGGGCAAUAAUAUAAAUGUAAUAACAUCU